UUGUUGUGUCUCUCAAGAUUCUUCUUGCUUUGUUUUCCGUUUCUCGACUCUUUCUACGUCCAGCAGAUCAAAAGGGAUGAGUGGUUCACAAGCACAAGACAGUGCGUGUUCCUUGAACCAGCCAAGCAAAGAUGUGGUUAUCACGGAGACAAAACCAAAGAAGAGGAUAUGUUGUGCUUGUCCUGAUACAAAGAAGCUAAGAGAUGAGUGCAUUGUAGAACACGGCGAAUCCGCUUGCACGAAAUGGAUCGAAGCUCAUCGUUUGUGUCUUCGAUCCGAGGGUUUCAAAGUUUGAGAGCGUGUUUGAUUAAAAAGAUUAGUUUCAUUAAUCGAAAGUAACAUAGAUUGUUGAUUGUUUUUUUUGGAGAAUUUACACAACAGUCAGUCAUCAUCAUCAUCAUCAUCAUCAUCAUCAUCAUGUAAUAAACAGAGCAACCAAAAAAAGGUCACAUUGGCCCAAAAAAAAAAACACCACACUCAAAUAUUGUGAUUUUUCUAUA
Molecule: messenger RNA, 500 nt
Organism: Camelina sativa (false flax)
Lineage: Eukaryota; Viridiplantae; Streptophyta; Magnoliopsida; Brassicales; Brassicaceae
Product: cytochrome c oxidase copper chaperone 2
Cellular component (GO): mitochondrial intermembrane space
Molecular function (GO): copper chaperone activity; copper ion binding
Source: RefSeq, a predicted model, not a curated record